Molecule: messenger RNA, 272 nt
Organism: Paramecium primaurelia
Lineage: Eukaryota; Ciliophora; Oligohymenophorea; Peniculida; Parameciidae
Source: the annotation of a GenBank genome assembly
AUGAAGAAUAACAAAGGAAUGAAAAUUAGCCCUACUCUUGGGAGAAUUUCAAAAUAAAUUCCUCAAAAGUUUGGUUUUUCAAUUUGCAAAAUAACAAUUCAUAUGUUUGAAAAAAUAAAUAUUUAAAUGGCAAAUGGAUAUGGGAUGUAUGUUAAGGGACUUAGGAAUGGAUAUAUUGUACUAAUUAUACAGGUGAUUAUUUAAAUGGUAAGCAAAAUGUAUAAAAAUAUUAUUAGUGGAAAGAUUUUUCAACUUAGAUUUGGUAUAUAUGA